Molecule: messenger RNA, 6277 nt
Organism: Microplitis mediator
Lineage: Eukaryota; Metazoa; Arthropoda; Insecta; Hymenoptera; Braconidae
Gene: m
Exons: 8
Coding region: 605-2440 (611 amino acids)
Source: RefSeq, a predicted model, not a curated record
ACCAGUCAAGUUAUAGCGGACACUCGAAUACGGAGCACGUUCUGCGACUACGGAUAACUUUUAAAUCUCUUAUCGACUAUUUUAUCAACUUAAAACAACAUUAUUUAUAUUUUUAUCAUUAUUACUAUAUGACUGCUAUUACAAAUAUAUAUAUUGUGUUAAAUUAUAUAUUUUAUUUAUUUAUCCAAUAAAUAACUUUAUUAUUUGGGAUACGAUCACGUGAAAUUGUGACAUGUGAAGGACUAAAGAAAUUUUUACUUUAGUGUAGUGGGAUUUUUUUUAAAUAAUAAAUAUAUAAAAAUUUAAUCAAUUAAAUUGACAAAUAAAUCUGAUAAGAUUUUGUAAAUUGAGUGAUUAAAAGUGUAGAUUUUUUAGUUGUUUCAGUUGAAUUAAAUUAAACUUGUUUUAAUUAAAAUUUUUAAUUAUAUUAGGAAAUUAAAUUGAAUUGAAAUAAAAAAAAAAAAAAAAAAAAAAAAAAAAAAAAAAAAAAAAAAGAACGGGUGUUUUUGGUAUUGGUGGCCGGGAUGCGGCACUCGAAGAACGUGAGUUCUAGUAGGUAACACGUGGCAAUUUCACACACUCCUAAUUUAUUAGGUUCACGCAUAUGCGCGUGAGAGGCUGUCGGACCACCAGAAUGCGAGGGGUGUGGAAGUUGCUACGCAUAAUCAUCUACACGAUGGUUGGCAUAAAAAUAGUCAGUGGUAACGGUGACAUCUGGCCACUAGAACGUCCGGAAGGUAUGCCAUCAAUCCAAUCCUUGGAGGUUAUGUGCGGUAAAGAUCAUAUGGACGUUCAUUUGUCAUUUUCCCAACCAUUUGAUGGUAUUGUAUCAUCAAAAGGACAACACGCUGAUCCAAGAUGUGUCUACGUGCCGCCAUCUACUAGCCAAACUUUUUUUUCAUUUCGAAUAGCUUACGCUAGAUGUGGCACCAAACCCGAUAUGCAUGGGCAGUUUUAUGAGAAUACUGUUGUUGUACAAUAUGACAAAGAUUUACUUGAAGUAUGGGAUGAAGCUAAAAGAUUACGGUGUGAAUGGUUUAAUGAUUAUGAAAAAACAGCAUCAAAACCGCCAAUGGUCAUCGCAGAUUUGGACGUUAUUCAAUUAGACUUUAGGGGAGACAAUGUUGACUGUUGGAUGGAGAUACAGCAUGGAAAAGGACCAUGGGCACCUCCGGUAUCGGGAAUUGUACCCUUGGGCUCUACAUUGACAUUAGUCGUUGCGAUUAAUGAUUAUAGAGGUGAAUUCGAUAUGAGAGUAAAAUCAUGCGUAGCAUCUGACGGCGGUGGGCACACAAUACAAUUGAGCGAUGAACUCGGUUGUGUAUUGAGGCCAAAGAUGAUAAGCAGAUUUCUGAAAGCCCGUGGUGCUGAUGACCGGGCUACGGUUAUUACAUAUGCAUUUUUCCACGCAUUUAAAUUCCCGGAUGCACUCAGCGUUCAUAUUAAAUGCAAGGUUGAAAUAUGCAGACAUGGUUGCUUGGACCAUUGUCAAUUGAGUGGCGCAGGUGGUCAUUACAUUCAAGACCGCAAAGACCACCCGGUUCGGACACUAUAUCCUCAGACCACUCAAACCACAAUGACCCAUGAAGACGACACUUCACUGUACGACGAUAUUAUACAAAAUGGCGAUGAAAUGGCGUCAAUUGGUGGACAAUUUAUUGGUGUUGAAAAGUCGGCACCCAAGGCACAAGCUCAGACUAGUAAUCGUAAUACUCCACAAGUCACUGAUGAACAAGAUGAUGAAAAUAAUAAUAAUAAUAAUAAUAAUAAUAGCAAUAACAAUAAUAAUAAUAAUAAUUAUAAUAAUAAUAAUAAUAAUAAUAAUAAUGAUAACAGCAAUCAAGACAAUCGUGAUGGAUCAGAUUUAGCCCAAUCAUUUAUGCAGGAUCCGCCACGUGUGACUCGAUACGAAGGAGAAGAUCAAUUUCCUCAUGGGCCGCGUAAUCUUGAAGAGGACGAAAAAGUCAGUCAAAUUCUAACAAAUGGCAGCACACGACGAAAACGUUCUGUUAGAGUAUUGGAUCGUAAAGCACGAUCGGCAGAUGUGGGUGUCAGUGGUAUUUACGAAGUUAUUUCCGAGGCUGAUUUAGCAUUCAGUCCUGACACUCACGCCGAGGCGGUAACAGUAUUCCAAGGACGUAUACGUGAAGAAGUUGUCUAUGGUAUUUGUUUACCAAUGCCUGGUUUUAGCGCACUAUUUAUUAUUGUCGCAUUGUCGGCAGUGAUAUCAGCACUUGUUGCGGGUGCGAUGUUACAUAGACUACAAGUACAACGUGAAGUUGCUGCUGGUAAUCAAAAAAAUCGGGUAGCCGUUGCUGUUAAUGCUAAUGGAUGGUUACCGUACGGAUUAUUACGUGUCAGGUGCAAUGAUCGACUAACAGAACCGGGGGAAGACAGAAUUCAAAAACAACAAGACGAAACGGGUAAUCCUAUUGAAUAGGGUUAAAAAUAGCUCCCUCUUUAUUUUUUUUAUUAUUUUUUUUUAGCACUUUGAAUACUGUCUUAAAAUAUUUAAAAAAAUUUCAAUCAAAAAUAAUAAUCAAAAUAUUUUUAAAUGUAAAAAAUAUAUUUUUUUAAAAUUUAUAUUGAAAAUUGUUGGAAAAUCAAAAUCGAUAUUUUAUUGCUAGUAAUAUAGGAAAGAGUGGGACAAAAUUAGACACGAUAAUUUUUUUAAGUGUCUGCACACAUUUCUUUGUUAACAAAGAGAAAUUUUUUUUUGUAAAUGUUUAUCUAGUCUCUAGAAAAAAAGACGAGUUAGUCACUAAUAGUACGACCGUUUAAAAAUUUUGAAAAAAUUUACACCAUUUUAAAAUCCAUGGAUUUCCCAUAGAGAAAUCUAUAUUUCCAAGUUCCUGUAUGGGAAUCCAGAUACUCAUGGUUUUCUACAUGCACGGAAAAAUUGGAACCCGACUGGUUACUGCUCUGUACCGUACUGAGUCGGGUGGAUUCUCAUAUAAAUCCAUAUACUCCUAUAUUUAUUCCUGUGGAUUCUUACAUAAAUUCAUAUUUUCCUAUAUGGAUUCCUAUGGGUUCCCAUGCAAUCCCACAUGGAUUUUUUUGAUAGGGUAAGUAACUGACAUUCCUUUAAUUGAAAAAAAAGUAUAUGUUUAGUAUGAUCAAGUGCCGUCUUGAAUCACGCCGCUAGUGUCUCCAACCAAGAAAAUAAUCUUGGGUUAAGAAUAUCGCGCUAUUGAUUAAAAAACGACCUGACUUCUUUCAAAAUUUUACAAUUUUUGAUUUAAGAACAAAUUUUUCUCAAUUAAGAUUAAAAUACUUGAAGAAUAAAUGACGAAUUUUCUCGUUUUUCAUGCAAGCGAACAUUUUCUUUAAUCAAGAAAACAGAAUGACGAGACAGGAAUUCAACUUAAAAAAAAAAAAUUCUUGAUUCAAGUAAAACUUUUUUUUAUGACAUGAUUAUUUUUCGAUUUUAGAAAACAUAAAAAAGUUUUUCUUUGAUCAAAGUUCUAGAAUGCUCGUACUACUUGAGGUGACCAACUAACCCCAUAAUUUUUCUACAGGCUAUAUAAUAUAAACCCGAUGAAAAAAGAUUUUAUACAAUUGUAUAAAAUUAUAUACAAAAAAUGGCCCGAUCCAAUCGUAUACAACUGUAUAAAAAUUGUAUACAAUUCUAUACAAAUUGUAUACAAGUCUAUAUAAUUAUAUACAAUUUUAUACAAAUUAUAUACAAUUUUAUACAAAUUAUAUACAAUUCUAUAUAAUUGCAAUAUACAGAAUUGUAUAUAAUUAUAUAGAAUUGUAUACAAUUGGAUCGGGCCAUUUUUUCUAUCCAAUUAUAUAUAGUCUAUAUAUAAUUAUAUAUAGUCCAUAUAUAAUUGAUAUAUAAUUCUAUACAAUUGUAUAAAAUCUUUUUUCAUCGGGAACAUUUACACAAAUAAAUUUUCUUUUGAACCCUUCAGCACUUGCGUUAGAGCAACGUAAAACAUUACCCGCGUGAUGAGAAAAAGUCUCAUGGCUUUUUAAAAUAAAUAUUUUUAAAGUAUUUUUUAACCUCGAAAUAAUUUUUAAAUUUCAUAAUCAUAAAAAGCAUAAAAUUCUACGAAGAUAAAAAAAAUUUCACUAGAAAUUACUUAGAAAAAAAUAGUUGAAGUCAAGUGUGAAAAAAAUAUCAUAGCGCGGAUGCUAAAGGGUUAACCCACUCUUCUCUAUAUAUGUAAUCACUCUAUAGUUAGUUGAAUAUAAUAAACAUGUAUUUAAUUAAUGACAAGAAAUUAAUUUUAAUAUUAUUAACUACUUAGUUAGGAGACAAUAAAUACUACGAAAGAGCGCACUAAUGACUUGAAAAAGAAAAAAAAAAACGAAAACUUUCAAAGAGAAUUCGAGUAUAGGUUAGGAAGAAUAUAGCUCUCUAAUUCAGCCGUAAGAGACAAUGUGCAAUAUAAUGCUGUACAAAGUACCGUAAAAUACGUCCUAAAGGAUGCACGUCCCUGACAAUUAUAUCAAAUAAACUUCAUACGCAAUUUAUUAGUAUAUAAUUAAUAUGCUAUAUAAAUACAAUUACAUAAUUAUAAGUAUAUAAAAAUUAUAUUUUAAUAAAAUAAUCAAUUAUUAAGUUUACUUCUUUUCUAAGACCAUAUAUUAUUUUUUUUUUAAUGCAUGAAAAGAAUUUUUCGUUAAAAAAUACGAUGGUGUACCUAAAAAUUAAAGAUUCGGAUAAGAAAUUUCGUAUGACGAUAUAUGACAAGUUAUGACUGAUCAGAUAAAAAUAAUUAUUCUAUAUGAUUAUCUAUAGCCAUAUAUGAGCAUAUAUGGGUUUACAUUUUUAUGAUUAUGCAUAAUUACAUAUUUACAAAAAUAAUCUUACUGUUUUAUAAUCGGCAAUCGUAUAUGAUCAUAUCUGAUAUUAUAUAUAAUCAUAGAUAAACAUUUGCAAUCAUGUUUGGUCAUACAUGAUCAGACAUGGUCAUAUAAGAUCAUGUGUGGUAACAUAUGAUCAUAUCUGUCAUAUGUGGUCGUGGACGUUCGUAUAUGAUCUUAUCUGAUGUCAUAUAAUUAUAUAGUAGUAAUAUCUAAUAUAACGUAUUACCAGAGAUGAGCAUAUGUAGUCAUGUUUGGUCAUAUAUGCUUAAAUAUGGUCAUAUAUGAUCACAUGUGAUCAUAGAUAUUCAUAUAUGAUUAUAUCUGGUAUCAUAUAUAAUUAUAUAUAAUCAUACCUAUUAUUGUAUAUUACCAGACAUGAGUAUAUAUAGUCAUGUUUGGUCAUAUAUGUUCAGAUAUGGUCUUUUACAAUCAUGUCAUAUAUGCUUAAAUAUUGUCAUAUAUGAUCGUGUGUGAUCACAUAUGAUCACAUGUGAUCGUGGAUAUUCAUAUAUGAAUAUAUCUGGUAUCAUAUAUAAUUAUAUCUAAUAUUGUAUAUAACCGGACAUGAGCAUAUAUAGUCAUGUUUGGUCAUAUAUGUUCAGAUAUGGUCGUAUAUGAUCAUGUGUGGUCACAUCUUAUAAUAAAAUUAAGAUGAAAUAUAUGUGAAGCCAAACUAUUCGUAACGUGAUUGGUCAAAAGCGAAAAAAUAUAUGCGACCGACACGAAAAUAUACAUUAAAAUAAAUAUAAAAAAAAGACACGCGCGCGCUUGCACGCGAACCAUGUACGCUAGUAUGAUCAUAUUUCAUGUCUGUAUAAUUAUAUAUAAUUACAUUUAGUAAUAUAUAUUAUUGUAGAUAAUCAUAUGUAAUAAUGUUUGGUCUUUUAUAAUCAUAUACCGUCAUAUUGAGUUAUAUUAUAACUAUAUAUGAUCACAGAUAAUCAUAAAUAAUUAUAUGAGUUAAAUUCUUUUUUUUGAAAAAAAAAAAAUAAUAAACCAAAUUGACGUUCACAAUUUACGAAAUUCUUAACCAAUGAAUGAACCAAAAACAACGACAAAAAUUUUACUACAAUGAGAAAAUUUACCGCGUUCAUUAAGUUUUUAAAAAUAUAGAAAUUGUGAAAAAAAACAUAGUAAAUAUUUAAAUAUAAAUCAAAAAGUAUUUAAAUUGUAUAUUUUAACGAAAAAUUCUAUUCAAAUUAAUUUAAAAAACAAAUUUUGUUUAUAAAAUCACAUCAAAAUGUGCUUAAUUUAAGGUGCAAUAAUUUUUUUUAAUAGCAUAUUAAAAUAGUAAUUAAUUAAUUACUUAAUUACUUAGUUGAUCAUUAAUAUAUUCAUCGUUUUAUGUUUAUUAUAAAUUUUAUAAUUAUACAUUAUACAUCUUACAUUAUCAUCAUAAUAUAACAUUAAAUUGUCAUGCUGGUGCUUAAUCAAACUUAUGAUGUAAUAAAAAAAAAAU